Messenger RNA from Nothoprocta perdicaria, 3140 nucleotides. RefSeq names its product cap methyltransferase 2 (gene CMTR2). The transcript has 2 exons. Gene Ontology annotation, cellular component: nucleus; cytoplasm. Lineage: Eukaryota; Metazoa; Chordata; Aves; Tinamiformes; Tinamidae. Gene Ontology annotation, molecular function: methyltransferase cap1 activity. Gene Ontology annotation, biological process: 7-methylguanosine mRNA capping. The record is from RefSeq and is a predicted model, not a curated record. Bases 53 to 2347 code for a protein of 764 amino acids.
CCCGCGGUCCCGGGGGAGAGUCAAGUCCUUCAGGUUGUGAGUCAAUCCAAUAAUGAACAAAUGCAAGAAACCUUAUGUUGACCACACUCUGAAACUGGAAAAAUUCACCCCUGAUGUUGUUGCUGAGAUUGAGAAGCUUUUUGCCAAGAAGUUUUCUUACACAAAGCCUGUGAGUAAUGAGUGGAAGCUGCCAGAUCCUAGUAUUGCUUUUACCUGUGAUCAUGAGGUGUUCGGCUCGCUCCUUGCUCUGAAGGACUCCAUGAAUGAUGUCAAGAAUCAGCUGAGUGACAAGAACCUGGUGGAGUGGCAUCAGCACACCUCACUGACCAACAGAGCAGGAAAAAUAAUUCCUCAUGUGAAGAAGUCGGUGAAUGCUGAGCUGUGUACCCAGGCUUGGUGCAAGUUUCAUGAGAUACUAUGCAGCUUCCCUCUUCUCCCUGAAGAAGCUCUUCAGGAUGGAGAGCUGAACUCUGUCCAUCUCUGUGAAGCACCUGGUGCGUUUAUAGCCAGCCUCAAUCACUACCUGAAAUCCCAUCGCAUCCCUUGCGAUUGGAAUUGGGCAGCUAACACUCUCAACCCGUAUCAUGAAGCAAACGAUGGCCUCGUCAUGAUUAUGGAUGACCGUCUCAUUGCGAAUACCUUGCCGUGGUGGUACUUUGGCCCAGAUAACACUGGUGACUUGAUGACAUUGAAGUAUUUAACGGGGCUUCAGCACUUCAUAAAAAAUAUGACCACAGUUCACUUGGUAACUGCUGAUGGCAGUUUUGAUUGCCAGGGAAAUCCAGGUGAACAGGAAGCUCUCGUUUCACCUCUGCUCUACUGUGAAGCAGUCACUGCUUUAAUGAUCCUGAGCACGGGAGGAUCCUUUGUUCUGAAGAUGUUCACAUUGUUUGAGCACUGCUCUGCCAAUCUACUCUUCCUCCUAAACUGUUGCUUUGAGCAGGUCCAUGUCUUUAAGCCGGCCACUAGCAAAGCUGGAAACUCAGAGGUCUAUGUAGUUUGUCUGCGCUAUUUGGGCAGAGAGAGCAUUCACCUACUGCUCUCCAAGAUGAUGCAGAACUUUGGUGCAGAAAUGGUCAACAAAGCACUUUUCCCCCAGCAUAUGAUACCAGCAUCUUUCCUUAAGAUGCAUGAGGAAUGCUGUGUAUUCUUCCACAAGUGCCAAGUAGAGACCAUCUCUGAGAACAUCCGGCUCUUCAAGUGUAUGGAAGAAGCAGAGCAGACAAAACUGAACAGCUUAAGAGAUUGUGCGGUGGAGCUCUUCAUGCAAAGAUAUUGCAUGAAACCUAUUGCCAGAAGUAACUGGCUGGUGAAGAAAUGCCAGGCUGGUUGCACAAUGAAUGCAAAGUGGUUUGGGCAGAGGAGCAAAUAUUUUAGUACGUACAAUGAGAGGAAGAUGCUGGAAACCCUGAUGUGGAAUGAUAAAAUGGCAAAGGGCUAUUUUAAUCACUGGGCCGAAGAGCACAGCUUUAAUAAUGCUGGUAAAAUGUGUGUUUUGGMAGGACUAUCCUUGAACCUUGAAUGUAGCCUGUGGUACAUUUUGGAAGGAAAGAGACUGCCAGUGGUAAAAUCUUCGCCAUUUUGUGAUGGUCAAGUCUUAAAAAAUCUUAAUGAAGCGAUGGAAGAAUGGGCAGGGGCCAGACURAGCAGCAGGCAAACGCUGCAGCCAUGUCCCUCUUGCAAGGUGCUUUCUGGGGAGCWGAUCCUGGCUGAACUGUCCAGCCUUACUGCCUGUCACCAGGAGGUCCUUAGCACAAGCGACAGUGAGCAGUCCACGUGCCUUGUGGUGGGCUUUCCAUCCCUUUGCAGGACCAAAAGCCAGCCCAACAUGGAGAUGAAGCUCCUGGAAUCCCCCCUGCUGCUGGCGUUUAGCUUCUCGCUGGUUUAUGAUGGAGAACCAAAAUACCAGCAGCAGCUUUUGGAGUGUGUUCUGGAUUCCUUGAAGCAGCUUAAGGCAGGAGAUGCGUUGGUCCUGCCUGUUCUCUCCUGCUUUACACGCUUCACGGCGGGCCUCGUCUUCAUCCUGCACUGCUCGUUCAGAUGCCUGGCGUUUGCUUGUCCCACCUCCCACGAGCCACUCCAGACCUGUGCCCUUCUGCUGUGCCUCGGCUACCAGGGCCUCCCAAAUGCUGUCGUGGAGUAUCUGCACCACCUGAACAAACUCAUGUGCUCUUUGCUGGACUCGGAUUCUCCCCAGCAGGUUUUGCAGUUUGUGCCCAUGGAGGCUCUGCUCCAGGGCAAACUCUUGGAGUUCUUAUGGGAUUUGAACACGGGCAUUGCAAAGAGACAGCUCCACUUGAUCGUGCAGGCCGAGCAGCAGCAAAUGUCUAGGAGCAUUUCACUUUAAAGCAGCUCUGGAAUGGAGCAUAUUCAUGUGCUUAGAGCUGGUUUCCCAGGCAGGUGGAAGUUGUUAGGAAUGCUGUGACGGGGCAGGAAUGUCCCUGUUAAACCUUGGCUUGGCCGUCAUACUUUGAGGUGCUCUUUAGAGCUGCCAGGGUUUGUGGAAGCCAAAAUAGAGCGUUUGGGCCCAAAUGCUUGGCAGUGUUUGAGUCUGCUGCAGGACACAAAGGGAGAAGUGUCUUGUGAGUUACCUAACAAAUAUUAGGUGAAAAUGUCUGCUUUAAGCAGCAGCCAAAGAGUCUGGGGAAAGAUGCUCUUUGGUUUUAAUUUUGUCUAUGCUGUCUUUUUUUUGACAGGGUCUUUUAUGGCUGCUGCUCCUCAAAAAUCACUGAGUUCGUCAUAACUUUGUUUUUAAGUGGUUGAUGGGGGUCUUAAGUGGUCUUGACACCCGAAUGGAAGUGAAUCUAGUGGCUGUUGAUAAGGAUGUACAAAUGUUUUUGAGAUUAAAAAUAUAAUGUCCAGAUUGGUCCACCAAACAUGCUUUGUGGGAGGACUGGAGAAGCAUUAAGCUGGAAAAAUGUGUGAUGCUUUCUUUAAAAAAAUUAUGGUUAAAGUUUAACUUGUCUCUGCUUAGAGAUAAAAAUGAGAAGGUUAGGGAUUCAUGCGGUUCCUUUAAGAGGAUCAAACUUAAGGUUUUCGUAUCAAUAGUCAAAUUUUGAGGCCCAACUUGGCUGUGUUAACGCUUAAGUUUUUAAGUUGGUAGCUUAAAUGGGUAAAACUACUCGGAGGGAGAAAUGUCU